GUCUUACUGAACGCUAGCCAGCCGCUACCGAGCAUCGGCUCAAAAAGCUAGUGCAUCCGGUUAUAACGGCGCGCGCGCAGCUCUCGGGAUCCCUGCGAUACUGCGCGAAUAGCAGCGAGCAUCGCUUCGUCGCCGCCGAACGCAUUUUGCGAUGCUGCGUACUCUAGCCAGCCGCUGCGGCACCGCGAGUCGUCGGUUCCUAGCGUCACGCGUCGUCAACGUCGGUUCGGUCGAAGCCUACGACAAGUUGUCGACGACCGGUGAUUUGCUGGUGACGAAUUUCACGGCGAGCUGGUGCGGCCCGUGCCAGGUCCGUGGCUCGGCGCAGAAAUGAACUUGAACCUGAUCUGGUGGAGGCGAUGGCGUCUUCAUGAGACCGACGCCGUCGACGUGGCCGUCAGAGAGUCUACGCGCGUCGCGCGAGGGAGCCACGGCGGUUUCGCGACGGCGUCCGUUCUGCGCAGGCCGCCGCGCCCGUCUUCGACAAGAUGUCGGAGGACCACGACGACGUCAUCUUCUGCAAGGUCGAUAUUGAUGAUGAGGACCUCGGCGACCUGGUGGCCGCGGCGCAGGUCCGGGCCGUGCCGACGUACACCUUCACGAAGAGCGGCGAGACGGUCGCGGACAACGUGCAGGGCGCGGACAUGGAGGCGAUCCGCGACGUGCUCGCUAGUCAGUAACAGUAUGUAUAAACAAUCAAGG
This is a messenger RNA of Pelagomonas calceolata, 702 nucleotides long. Lineage: Eukaryota; Pelagophyceae; Pelagomonadales; Pelagomonadaceae. The record is from the annotation of a GenBank genome assembly.